Pristis pectinata (smalltooth sawfish) is the source of this 7697-nucleotide messenger RNA. RefSeq names its product endosome-lysosome associated apoptosis and autophagy regulator 1 (gene elapor1). The record is from RefSeq and is a predicted model, not a curated record. Gene Ontology annotation, biological process: autophagosome assembly; positive regulation of vacuole organization. NCBI's taxonomy places the organism in Eukaryota, Metazoa, Chordata, Chondrichthyes, Rhinopristiformes, Pristidae. Gene Ontology annotation, cellular component: extracellular exosome; lysosome; trans-Golgi network.
GGCGGAAAGAGGCGAGCCCGCAACAGCAGUUCAUUGUAUUCGCACUUUGUCAAAGCUGAAAGGACGGAGUGAUAACGAGAAGGAACAGAGAGAGAGAGAGAGAGCCUUUCCCCAGUUUCUCUGCAUGUGACACCAUUGCCCCAGCAUAUACUUCUCAAUCUGACUCGUCAUGAAUAGAAAUAUCGCGCCUUCUCACUUGUUCUUUCCUGUGCUGCUUUUCGCAACAGAUUUUCGAUUCAGCAUGACAGAUGAAAAAAGUAUUCCAAUUUGCAGAGAGUCGGAUUACUACUAUAAAUACACAGAGUGUGAUAGUCGUGGCUCCAGGUGGAGAGUUGCUGUGCCUCAUGUCCCAGGAAGUUGCAUAGGACUGCCAGACCCAGUCAACGGCACAGCUUGCUCUUUCUCCUGUGGAGCUGGUCAGUUCUUAGACAUGAAGGAGCAAUUGUGCAGAGACUGCAUUGCUGGCACUUAUUCCCUCGGCACAGGCAUUGAAUUCAAUGAAUGGGGUACAGUUCCACAAGGAUUUGUUAACUCAGGAGUAGCUCAAGACACAUCAGAUGAAGACUCAACUGACAACUGUACUAUGUCAAAGUGGACUCCUCAAGGUGACUUCAUAGCUUCAAACAAUGAUGAGUGCACAGCUGUCCUGAUGUACGCAGUGAACCUGAAGCAGUCUGGCAUGGUUUCAUUUGAAUAUCUGUACCCAGACACAGGAAUAUUCUUUGAAUUCUUUGUCCAGAAUGAUCAGUGUCAACCAACAGACAAUGAAGAUAAAUGGAUGAGAAAAACAGAAAGAAAUCAGUGGAAUCUUCAUACAGUAAACUUGAAUCGUGGUAAUAAUGUCUUUUAUUGGCAAACAACAAGGUUUUCACUGGGCACGAAAGUACCAAAACCAGUUCUCAUCAGAAACAUUCUUAUCACAGGGGUGGCCUAUACUUCGGAAUGUUUUCCUUGUAAACCCGGCACCUUCAAUGCAAAAGUUGGAUCCUCCCGUUGUAACGCAUGCCCAAGAAAUACUUACUCUCCAAGGGGAGCAACCUCAUGCCUAAAUUGUCAUGAAGAUCAAUAUUCAGAGCCUGGAUCAGGAACGUGCAAGCAACGUCAUCCGUGCUCAGAGAAGGACUAUUGUUUCACACAUACACCAUGUGAUGCUGAAGGAAAGACUCAAAUUAUGUACAAAUGGAUUGAGCCCAAACUGUGCAGUGAAAAUAUGAAUGGAGCAGUGAGACUUCCUGCUUCGGGAGCCAAGACAUGCAAGCCUUGUAACCCGGGUUUUGUCCAAGUUAAUUCUACUGGCUGUCAGCCUUGUCCAUUUGGCUUUUACUCGGAUGGAUCUGAUGUGUGUACUCAGUGUGCUGUUGGAACUGAACCAGUCCUGGGCUUUGAAUACAAGUGGUGGAACUCUUUGCCAAAAAAUAUGAACAGUUCCUGUUUCAGUGGGAUAGAUCAAGACUGUGGAGGAAUGAGUGGAUGGGAGGUGGCUGGAGACCAUGUACAAAGUACAGUGGCAGGUGCUGACAAUAAUUACUUAGUGCUGACAAUGACUGUUCUUGGAUUUAGGCCACUGCAGUCAGUCGUAGUGAAUGAAGACAACCCAGAAGUUGCUCGCAUCACAUUCAUCUUUGAGACAGUGUGCAGUGCAGACUGCGAAUUACAUUUCCUGGUGGGGUCCACAGCAGAAAGUACAAGGUCAGUGGAAAUCUGGAACGGCUCAAGAGAAAAACAGUCCUACACAUAUAUUAUUGAAAGAAGCAUGCCGCUUGCUUUUGUCUGGACAUUCCAACGCACUACUUCAUUUGAAGAGAGCCGAAAAUAUUCAUCUGAUGUGGCCAAAAUCUACUCCAUCAAUGUGACCAAUGUAAUUGGAGGUGUUGCAUCAUACUGUGGACCAUGCGCCCUUGAGUCAACCGCCUCAGGAUCUUUAUGUGUGACGUGCACUUCAGGACAGUAUAUUGACAAGGAAAUCAACAAAUGUCUGGCAUGCCCACCAAACACACACCUCAAAGCCCAUCAUUACGUUGGAAAGGAGUCUUGUAUCCCAUGUGGACCUGGUACUCAAAGUAAUUUGAACCACACUCUGUGUUACAAUGACUGCAGAUUUGUGUAUCGAGAAGGGCGUAAGUCUUGGGAGUACGACUUCAACAAACUCAGCCACACCACCAGCUUUACAAGUGAACCCCACUUUACUCCAAAAGGAGCACGGUUCUUUCACCAUUUCAAUAUUAGCUUGUGUGGGAAUCAGGGAAGGAAAUUGGCCUCUUGUGUGGAUAAUGUAACAGUCGAUGACAUCUUUGAGGAUGAAGGCAUUGCCAAAUCUGUCACAUCUUAUAUCUGCCAGUCUACACUUGUUCCAUCUGAUCUGAUGGGACUUAGAACCAUUAUGUCAUCCCAUCCCAUCAAUCUGGCUGAUCAUUUGAUAGGAGUAACUACUCAAACAGAGUUUGAUAAUAUUACAGCUGCAGCUGAUCUCUUUCCAAGGAAAAAACACGAAGCAUUGCCUGAUAUUAUCUUUUUUUACAGAUCUACUGAAUCAACACAGACUUGUAAAAAUGGGAGAGCAUCCACAGUAAGACUGAGAUGCAACCCUGGAAGUGUCGGUUCAGGAACCAUUUCUGUGCCAAAAAAGUGCCAAGAAGGAACGUGUGAUGGUUGUACCUUUCACUUCCUGUGGGAAACAGCAGAGGCCUGUCCUCUUUGUUCAAAGAGUGAUUAUCACGAGAUAGUGGGAGCAUGCAUUAAUGGAAUUCAGAAAAUUGAUUAUGUGUGGAGGAAGCCAAAACUGUGCAAAGGAGAUGUUGUAUUGCCAGAGCAAAUAGUGACAACAUGCAAGUCAUUAGACUUCUUCUUGAAAAUUGGAAUAAUCACAGGGACAAUUACUGCUUGCUUAUUAAUUGCUACAACAUGUUAUUUCUACAAGAAAAAUCGGAAGUUAGAGUACAAAUAUUCCAAACUGAUGAUGAAUGCCAACGCUAAGGAUGGUGAAUUGCCAGCAGUCGAUAGCUGUGCCAUAAUGGAAGGUGAAGACAUGGAAGAUGAUCUGAUUUUCAUGAACAAGAAAUCUCUGUUUGGGAAGAUAAAGUCAAUUGCUGUUAAGAGAACACCAGAUGGUUUUGAUUGUGUUCCACUGAAAUCUUCCUCAGGAUCAGCAGUCAUGGAAAUGUAACAUGAGCUCUCACAUGCUCUGCUUUGUUGACACAUACACACUAAAGUGGCCUUCAUUGAGAUACGUUUGAACUAAGAAUACUUUGUUUAAAAAAAAGUUAUCAUUAGAAAGUUAAAUAUAAAUGAAGAUCCUUUUGUAUAAAUGGUAUAAACAUUGAUUCAUGAUGGCCUUACUACUGUAUCAUUUAUGUACUACAAAAAUUUUAAAAAGAUUAAUUUAUGUUCAAAUCUUUAAAGUGACUGGAGAUUAAUGACAAUCAAAAUUACUCAUUCUGGGACAACUUAUCAAUUUUUGUAUACCCCAGAAUUGUGAAUUAAGUUGUUAAAUAAUGAAACUAAAAGACUUGUCAAAUACUUCAAGACAUCACCAGCUCAUGUUAAAAAUACAGCUUUGAAAUGGAAACAACACAUGGGUCAAAUACCAAUUGGGUAGUUGCUGGGAGUUAUUUCUCUUUCUUAGUCCUUAGCCCAUCUUCUUAAGAGAGCCACCUACAUAAGCCAAUGCAUCGCUUCUAAAUUGCAUGUCUUCUGUGUCAAUUACCAAACCACAUUUCAUUUGAAACGAAGCCUGAAAAUCACCAUGGAAGCUGUACUCUGACUUAAAACCAACAAUAUCCAAGCAGACUAGUUGCUUUUCUCCUAAUAUAUUUCACAUGAAUAUCAGCAGUAAUCAUUUUGAUGAAGCAACUGGCUGUUUAACUAAUAUUAAGUUAAUGUUUACUGCUGAAUAGUUCAUAUUUAAUCAUAAGAUAAAAGACUUCUAGUUCUCGGACAAUCUUCUUGCUGUCAGGAAAAUGGUGCUAUUUCAUAAAGGAAGCCAAUUUAAAUUCUUUCCAUAUACUCUGCAUCACUGCUAAACAUUCUGCAGGAAUGCAGUGGUACAGAGCAAAUCUUAGCAACAUUAAUAUAAUGGCUACAAAUUUAUAUAGCACCUUUAGCAUAAUGAAAUAGCCUCAAGGUUCUUCACAGGAGUGAUUCAGACAAAAUUUGACUGAACUACAUGUGGCCAAAAGCUUUAUCAAUGAGGUAAUUUUUAAGGAGUGUCUCCUUAAAGGAGAAGCAGCAAUAUUUGGGGCUUAGGGCUGAGAUGAUUGAAAGCAUAGCCACCAAACAGAAACCUUCCAAAACAAAAUCUGAAGUAGCUUUAUGAUGUACUUGCAGGAAGCAGGGUUGCAACUUAUAACAGAGCAAAAAUCUUGCCACUCAGCAGUGCAGUUCUCCCCAUUCCACUAUUUGCAUACAAAUAAAUGAAUUGCUUUUAUUUAAAUAAAGGAACCCAAUUAGGAUGCACUAUCUGAAUGAAGGCUGCACUGAACAAUAGUUCCAUGUAACAGCUUCAUUCAACAUGCUCUAGUACACUGAAAGGAGUAAUUUUAGCCUCACCCUCAAGAAGUAUUUAGAUGAAAUUUGGGGAGAUAUUGUCCAUGAUUUGCUGCCCAAUUUAAAACAAUUUUGUUUAGGACAUUAACAUUGCACUACAUCCUUUUCCUUUCCAUAUUUUCCUUUCACAUUCCAAUAAUAUUUGACUCUAUAACUCAUGUUUUUGAGCACAAUGCACGCAAAACAGAUUGUUAUAAAAGCCUUAAACUGCAGUCAUGAUGAUCCUACUUUGAUGGUGAUUCACUUAAAGGCAUAUUUAUCUCAAAGAGUUUUUUUUGGUUCUAUACAUGUGCUAUUUUUCUGUAUGGAAAUGCUUUGCACAUGAGAGUUGAUUAUAAAGCAAAAUUUAUCCUAAAUCCAGGAGUUUUUAAUCAGUUUCUAAAAUUGCUGGAAGGAAAUUUAUAAGUUAUUAGUUUGCUCAUCACCUGAUGUAAUGCUUUGGGCCUCCAGUUUUGAGCCCACUUGAAGUAGGUCAGCAUUAGCGUUCUGCUCCUGAAGGCAAUUAUGGUAAUCAGGGUGAGGUUGUGUUGAUUACUACAUGUUGGAUGCAAUUCAAUCUACCCUUAGCAUUACUGCAACAUGUAAAAAGAAGUUUUUAAAAGAAUAGUUUUUAAAAGUUCUUCAUUGCACUCCAGUUCUUUAUUGUACCCCAGAUGUAUUGUCUUAUUCUUGAUUGGAAGAGGCCUAAAUUUUGUUUUGGAUGUUGGGGGUUGCAAUUGAAGGGGUUGUGCAAGGGCAGAGGCAACAUCAAUUUAUCUUCACCUGCUGGGAUGAAUACCUGUUCUUAGCCAAAAGGAUAUCCAUUAGUGUAGCUGUCCAUGCUAUUAACAGUUGACUUAAACCAGUCCUUGCAUAAUUCUACUUCUAUUGCAUAGUAAAGCCUUCUAUUUGAUAAUCUCCAGAAAGACCCUAUUUAACUUCAACUGGGGAAACUUUUUGACUACUAAAUAAGGUCACUGUAUUCACACUUACUCUAAUCCUUAACCAGUUCAAAAUGUGUAAUUGAAUCAGAUCUUGGUAUUGUAAAAUUAUAAGUGUGUGCAAACUAUCAAUUUUAAUUUGAAUUAUUUCAGCAGAAAUGCUAAAGAUUAGCAAGUCACGCCAUGCUCAGUGUACCUUUUAUGAUGAAAUAUUACCUCUCCUUGGGAGAAAAGUAACCACUCCCUGUGAAUAAAUCAUGAAAACAUCCACCCUUUUGCUUGAGUUUGAAAUAUCAACAUAAUCAGCAGAUUUAUAAUUAUGUGAUCUACACAAAGAAUCUUCCCUUUGUUUAAACUCUUUACCUCGAUGCUGUUGAAAGGAUCGCAGGACUAAUCCAUCACUAUCCAAAACCAGUGCUUUAUUAUCAGAGGACCAAUCUCCAUCACUAUCAUAAACACCAAAUUAUUCCUCAGGUCAGAGUUUGUGAUAUCAAAAAAGAGUGUUCAAAUUGCACUUGCUUAACUUCUCAAUGUGUGUUUUAUUUCUGACCUCCUUUCUCUUAUUUGGAUAGUUUUCCCUCCGCUAGUUAUUGUCCUCUUACAACAUACCACGCUCAAGAGGACAGGAAGUUAGUCUUAUGACAGAUAUCUGCCUAGAUUUGGAAAUGUUCAAUAAAGGUAACUUAUCUUCAGACUUUCUUUCUCUCCUGUGGAACACUAUUUGCCCCACAACGACAUAACUGAAAUUAGGAACUUAAUCUCUGAUGAGCUUGAAGACAAAUAUGGAAGCUAGCAUUCUGUUUUUUUCCCAAUCAGUGCUUUGGAUAGUUUUUUUAUCUUUUAAAAUUUUAUAUUUUAUUAAGUCAGCAACUCUAUUAGUUUUCUGUAAUUAGAAAGAUCACUUGUUUCAGAUGAGUCUAGAACUGUGUUGGCAGGGUAAUCUGGGUGUACAUUUGGCAGUGGAGGCAAAUUUUUUUUUUAAGGUGGCUGAAUACCUCAAAAUGGCCUUGGCCAAAGGGAAAACAAAAGACAGAUAGUGAAUUUUCUGGCUAGCUCAAGUACACUUCUGAAACUUUUCCAACUGAAUUGCUUUCCUCAAGGGACAAACCAUCAAUAUGUUAUGACUGGAUCGCAAGUAGUAUUAUGUAAAAAUGGUGAAACUAAAAUUUAUCUUUAAACAACAAUGUAACCUUUCAUGGAUAUUUAAUUAUAUAAUUUUAUUAUGGGAUCACUUAAAAUGUGUCAGCAUAAUAAUAUAUAUUCAUUAUUUCGUCUUGGAGAUAUUUGCAGAAGAUUUUUAACAUAUUUUCAACGUGCUAGUGUCAACAUGCCUGGUCUGCAGUCAACUAGAGAUAUGAUUAGGUUGGAAAUAAUCUUAAGCAAGGAGCACUCAGUUGAUGACAUGUUUCCCACUAUGUAGAUGGAGGCAUAAAUCUGCUUAGGAUAAUCAUUCUAAGAUUCCCACAUACCAAGGACAUACAUGUUGGUAGGCUAAUUGGCCACUGUAAUUUGCCCCUAGUGUGUAGGUGAGUGGUAGAAUCUGGGGGGAGCUGACAGACAUGUGAGGAGAAUAAAAUAGGAUGAGUGUAAGUGGGUGCUUGAUGGAUGGUGCGGAUGCGGUGGAUCAAAGGAUCUUGUUCCAUGCUGCAUGACUCAAUGACUAAAAUUGUAGGCAAGUCAGUGUCAUUUGAAUAUAUUAAGCAUUCAUCUGCUAAAAUUGUAGAGAGAAUUUCCAACUUUCUAUAUUCUGAAAUGGUCUUAUUGUCUACAUUUUAUUCUAUAUUAUAUUGUGAAAUUGAACUAAUAAUGAAGAAAACUUUGUCGUGCUUCAUUUUAAAUAAAGUGCUUCAUUUUAACUAAAGUGCUUUAUUUUUAUCAUUCCAUUUCUAACUUACAAAUACAGAAAAAGAGGGCUUUGUCUUCGGUACCCUCCUGUUUUAAAUCAGCCUUCGGUCUUUUGUGCUGUUCACAGUCCCAUAAGGACUAUUUCCUGGGCAAUGCAGAGUACAGUGGGGGAAAAGUCACCAAACGUUUGUAAUCCAAACAUGGGUUUGUUUCAAGAAAAGAAAUACAUUGUGAUUUAGUAUCUCUUUUGAAGGAUUAGAGAGAGGGGAGGGGAACUGGAAUUGCUCGUACCCUGAGGGUUUACCUGAAGCAAUUCAGAUCAUAAAAACUAUGCUCUUUCAAGUAGAAAGAUAGUCUGACCUCUUCAAAAGUUUUCAAUUUUGGCAUACA